AUGGUCACCUCUUGGUUGCUAAAUUCUCUAUCAAAAGAUAUUGCAGAUUCAGUGAUUUACUCAAGAACUGCAAAGGAACUGUGGAUAGAUCUGGAACAGAGGUUUGGACAGUCUAAUGGAGCCAAGCUAUACCAUCUGCAAAAAGAAAUCAGUGGAUUAGCACAAGGAUCCACUGAUAUAGCAGGUUAUUUUACUAGAUUGAAAAGGCUUUGGGAUGAACUUGAUUCCCUCAACUCACAUGUAAACUGCAUGUGUAUGUGCACUUGUAAAGGAAAGCAGAAAAUAGCUAAGUCAUUGGAGGACCAAAGACUCAUGCAUUUCCUCAUGGGUUUAAAUGAUGUCUACUCUCAAGCUCGAGGAAACAUUCUCAUGCUUAACCCUUUACCAGGAAUCAAUCAAGCUUAUUCUCUUCUCCUUCAAGAUGAGAAUCAAAGAGAGGUGUAUGUUAACCCACAGUAUUCCCCUAAUUCUUCAUCCUUCAUGGCAAGAAACUAUAAUGCUAGCUCUCAGAAGUUCACAAAACAAACUCAAAGGUUUGGAAAUAACAACACACAAAGGUUCAAAUCUGGUAAUCAAAUGCAAGGACAGAGGUUUGGAAAUAGAAAUCAAAGGAAUCCAAAUCAGUCACAAAGAACAGGAGCAGGUUUCAAGCCUAGAAAAGCAAAGUUUAAUCCUAAUGUUAGUUGCACUGAUUGCUUCAAAAUAGGGCAUCUAGUUGAUGACUGCUAUAGACUACAUGGGUUUCCAGACGAUUUUGAACUUACCAAUCAAAAGGAGUAUAACAGUGCAGUCAAAGGUAAUGCAGCAGUGGCAGGUGAAGAACAUGAAAGCAUUGACACAGGAUAUAAUGAUGCUGAGAUAAACAGCAUUACUCAGCAGCUAAGCAAGUAA
Molecule: messenger RNA, 891 nt
Organism: Lycium ferocissimum
Lineage: Eukaryota; Viridiplantae; Streptophyta; Magnoliopsida; Solanales; Solanaceae
Exons: 1
Coding region: 1-891 (296 amino acids)
Source: RefSeq, a predicted model, not a curated record